AUGUUUAAUAAAAUUCAAACGUAUUUAUUGCAACGUAUAUUUGAAGACUUGGACCCUAGUCUAUUUCAAUCAAUUGACUACCCACUACUGUCCAAUGCAACAACAAUUUCGACUACAUUAUCAUUAACAGGAAAAAAUGUACAUGCUACGCCACCGCUGCUUUCACUUGCAAACCAAGGUGGGUCACAAUCACAAGUACAGCUGGGUUCGGGAACUGCAAUUAUUGAAUCAUUUGUUGACGAGAAGAAGGUGAAAAGACAUAAGGCAUCAACUGGGCAAUUUAAAAAUCAAAUCAAUGUCUAUAAUGAGAUUAUCCAUAUGAUAAAUUCCCAGCAGUUUCAGUUGAAUGAUGAUAAUUAUCAAAUAGUAGUAUUGUACUUUGAGUACUAUGUUUUAUAUAUCAAUAACAGUAACAGUAGAGAUAAAGAAGAUAAUCCAAGAAGACAGAUUCUCAAUUACAUCGACCAUAUCCUCACUUCAUUAGAUACCAUAUCAUCAAACAAAACUAUACAUGAAAUCAACAAGGUCCUACACAAUUUCAACCCCACGAGAACUUUGUCCCAACUUGAUGAAAUCUUUUCUGACUUCACCUAUUUCAUCAACCAAUUCAAGUUUAAUAUAACUAAAUCUACAUUACUCCAUGCCCUUUCUUUGACUUUUGCCUAUGAAGUAUUCCAAUACCCUGUCAUGGCUAACAAGAUUAAUAAUAAUAGUAAAUUGACCAAUGUAAAACAACAACAACAACAAAAACAACAAAAACAAAAACAAGAGGAAGAUUGUCGGUUGUUGAUUCAAUUUUCACGAUUUUACUUUAUUAGUGCGUUAUUGAAUUUUAAUAAGUAUAAAUCAGGCAAAUUUGUGGCUCUUGAUGAAGUUGUCAAAGAAUUCUGUGCAACUGAGUUUGAUAAAGUUGUGGGAGAAGCUAAAGCAGAAGUAGAAGGAGGAGCUAGUGAUGGUAAAAGCAGAAAGGAGGGUGACAAAGAAGAUGGCAAUUUAAAAUCAACCAAUGGUAAUGGCAAGGUUGGAAAUAAUUUUGAUGAUCGAUUGAUACAAUUGUAUAAUGCUGGCUCAUUGGCUGAAUUAAGAAGUGAUGAAAUUAUUCUUCUGUUUCAAGAAGCAAUGAAGGAAUAUAAAUUUAGAAGGAGACAUUUAACCCAAGUAUAA
Lodderomyces margitis is the source of this 1164-nucleotide messenger RNA. RefSeq lists its product as uncharacterized. Lineage: Eukaryota; Fungi; Ascomycota; Pichiomycetes; Serinales; Debaryomycetaceae. Bases 1 to 1164 code for a protein of 387 amino acids. The record is from RefSeq and is a predicted model, not a curated record. The transcript has a single exon.